Equus caballus (horse) is the source of this 3291-nucleotide messenger RNA. RefSeq names its product ZFP37 zinc finger protein (gene ZFP37). The record is from RefSeq and is a predicted model, not a curated record. NCBI's taxonomy places the organism in Eukaryota, Metazoa, Chordata, Mammalia, Perissodactyla, Equidae. Gene Ontology annotation, biological process: regulation of DNA-templated transcription.
AGGCUUGGCGGAUCGGAAAUUGAGGGCUUUGUAGUGUGUUAGAGAUUGGAGACGUCAUUGGGGGUCGGCAAUUUGGGAUGUCUGUGGGAGCCAGUAAUUAUGGGUGCCCGUGGUGGUUAGAGACGGGAUUGUCGCUGUCAGUGUGCAGAGGUACGUGCGAGGAGUUCAGAUAGGAGUUUAUUGCAACAGUUAAAGAGAACAGAUGAUGAUGUUUUAGAAUAGGGUUGUAGCAGUGAAAUGAAAAGAAAUCAGUUUAAUAAUACAUAUGGAAAUGAGCAAAAUAGGACUUACUGAUGAAUUGAUAUGGAACAAGAGGGAAGAGAAGAAUCAAGAUUUACAUCUAGACUUUUGGCCGGAGGAACUAGAUGGUGAUUCCAUUUUCUGAGAAAGGGUUAGGUUGGAGAAGAUGAGAUUUGGUAGAUGGAAAUGGCAGCCAGGGUGGAUGACAGUGGUUCUGUUUUGGCCAUGUCAAGAUUCCCAUUACACAUUCAAGUAGAGAUGUUGAGAGCCAUUAGAUAUAUGAAUGUAGAACUUAAGAUGUCUGGGCUAGAGAAUUCAUAUUUGAAAGGAAUCAGCAUAGAGAUGGUAUUUAAGGCCAUAAGACUGGAUGAGAUCACCUAAGGAGAGAAGGUAGAUAGGGAAGAGACGGGGGCCAAAGACAGAGUUCUAGAUCACUCUGACAUUUAGAGGUCUGGUAGAAGACAAAAGAAAAGAGAAAAAAAAAGGACAAUGAGGGAUAGCCGCUGAGGUAGGAGGAAACCUGUGUAAAUGUGGUGUCAAAGAAGCAUAGAGGGGCCGGCCCGGUGGCGCAGCGGUUAAGUGCGCACGUUCUGCUUUGGCGACCCGGGGUUCGCUGGCCCGGAUCCCGGAUGGACCAUGGCAUGCUGUGGGAUCAGUAACAUUCAAAGAUGUGACUAUGGCCUUUACCCAGAAGGAAUGGGAGCAACUGGAUCCUGCUCAGAGGAACCUGUACAAGGAUGUGAUGCUGGAGAACUACAGCAGCCUUGCUUCAAUGGGGUAUCAAGCUGCCAAACCGGACAUGAUCUCCAAGUUGGAAAAAGGAGAAGAGCCAUGGUUGGGGAAGGGGAAAAGACCCAGUCAAGGUGGUCCGAGUGAAAUAGCAAGACCCAAGCAAAUAGGAGCCCAUGGAAAAGUCCAGCAAGAUGAUGACCAGCUAGAGAAUCACCAGGAAUCUCAAAACAAACUCCUUAGGGAAGUUGCAUUUAAGAAAAGAACUCUGACUAAGAAGAAAGGCCAUGAAUGUAGUUCAUUGGGGGAAAAAAAUGUGAGUACAAAACAUCCUCCUUCAAAAAAAAAGCUUCUUAAAUUUGAGUCACAUGGUAAAAGUUUGAAACAGAAUUUAGAUUUACCUGAUCAUAGAAGAAACUAUGUAAAAAAGAAACCUGAUGUAGCUAAAGAGCAGAGGAAAUCAUUCAGCCAUAGCUUAUCUGAUACAAAGAAAGAAAAAAAUCAAACUGGAAAGAAACAUGAGAAAUUAUCCAACCAAAACCCUUCUAAUAAGCAUGACAAAACUCAAACUGGUAAGAAACGUGAGAAAUUAGUUCAUUCCAUACACAGCUCUUCCCAUACUAAAUGGGACAAAAUUCAAACUGGAGAGAAACAUGAGAAAUCAUCCAGCCAUAGUUUAUCUCCUACUAAGCAUGAAAAAACCCAAGCUAAAGUGAAACCCUAUGAAUGUAAUCAGUGUGGGAAGGUUCUCAGCCAUAAACAAGGACUCGUUGACCAUCAGAGAAUUCAUACUGGGGAGAAACCGUAUGAAUGUAAUGAAUGUGGGAUAGCUUUUAGCCAAAAGUCACACCUUGUUGUACAUCAGAGAACUCACACUGGAGAAAAACCAUAUGAAUGUAUUCAGUGUGGCAAAGCCCACAGUCAUAAACAUGCCCUCACUGACCAUCUAAGAGUUCAUACUGGGGAAAAGCCCUAUGAAUGUACUGAAUGUGGGAAAACCUUCAGACACAGUUCAAACCUUAUUCAACAUGUGAGAUCUCAUACAGGUGAGAAGCCCUAUGAAUGUAAGGAAUGUGGAAAAUCCUUUAGGUAUAAUUCAUCUCUUACUGAACAUGUGAGAACUCAUACAGGUGAAAUACCAUAUGAAUGUAAUGAAUGUGGAAAAGCCUUUAAGUAUAGCUCAUCUCUUACUAAACAUAUGAAAAUUCAUACAGGUGAAAAACCCUUUGAAUGCAAUGAAUGUGGGAAAGCUUUCAACAAGAAGUCACACCUCAUUAUACAUCAAAGAACUCAUACUAAGGAGAAACCCUAUAAAUGUAAUGAAUGUGGAAAAGCCUUUGGACAUAGCUCAUCUCUUACUUACCACAUGAGAACUCAUACAGGUGAAAGUCCCUUUGAAUGUAAUCAAUGUGGGAAGGCCUUCAAACAAAUUGAAGGCCUUACUCAACAUCAGAGAAUUCAUACUGGGGAGAAACCCUAUGAAUGCAUUGAAUGUGGGAAAGCCUUUAGCCAAAAGUCACACCUCAUUGUACAUGAGAGAACUCAUACUGGGGAGAAACCCUAUGAAUGUAACGAAUGUGGAAAAGCCUUCAAUGCAAAGUCACAACUUGUUAUACAUCAAAGAUCCCACACUGGAGAGAAACCCUAUGAAUGUAAUGAAUGUGGGAAAGCCUUCAAACAAAAUGCAUCCCUUACCAAACAUGUGAAAACUCAUUUAGAAGUGAAAUCUCCUGAAUGAAAUGGAUGUGGGAAAUCUUUUGAAUGAACUGAAGGUUGUAUUUUACCUUAGAAGUCUUCUGAAUUUCAAGAAUGUUAGAAGGCCUUUAAUAAGAAGUUCCAGCACGUUACACAUGAGAGAAUUUGAAAGUGAAGCUUCACAUAGAAGCAAUAGAUGGAGAAUUUAAACUUGAUACCAAACCUUCUAUGGAAAAUAUUGUUUUCUAAAUCUCAAUUAUUAUAAAUGAUGUAUGUGUUCAGAUUGAAAUAUAAAGCUUUUAAAAUUGUUAAUAAGUUGAAUAAUCAGAGCAAUAGAGAAAACAAAUUACAUAUGCUAAGAAUUCCUGAGUUGCUUGAGUGUUGUGUACUUAAGCACCACACAUGAGAACUGAAUUUGCAUAUCUGCUUAUUGCCAUAUAUAAAUGUGUGUGGCCAUUGGUAUGGGUCUCAUAUUUGAUAUUAUCACCCAGCUCUUUCUUAAUGUCUCUGUUAGCUUCUGCAUCAGUAGAAAACUUUAAAAAAGAGUUAUUAUUGGUGCCAGUCCCAUGGCCAAGUGGUUGGGUUCAUGAGCUCUGCUGUGGUGGCCCAGGGUUUCGUUGGUUGGAA